Messenger RNA from Aspergillus niger, 879 nucleotides. RefSeq lists its product as uncharacterized. Gene Ontology annotation, biological process: regulation of synaptonemal complex assembly; meiotic cell cycle. Lineage: Eukaryota; Fungi; Ascomycota; Eurotiomycetes; Eurotiales; Aspergillaceae. Bases 1 to 879 code for a protein of 292 amino acids. The record is from RefSeq and is a predicted model, not a curated record. The transcript has 8 exons. Gene Ontology annotation, molecular function: protein binding.
AUGACACAUCACAGCUCAAAAGCACACAUGGACGUCGUUCUAGACUUCGCAGCUGAGCUAACCAAUAGUCUCGUUAUCGACCAAAAGAAGCCUCAUCUUGGUCUAGAUGAUAAAAUCUUGGCUCAACUGGAUCGGCAAUUCAAGCACUUUCCUCUGCUGCCAGCGAGUCCCUCGUCUCCGACUCGUCGCGGGUUUGACCAAGAAGGAACAAAGCUAUGGAAUAUUUGCAUGCAACUCAUGACUGUCUAUAGAGACAGAAGUGAAGACCUUCUCCUUGCGUGCAAAGUGAAGGCAUUCGCUUACGCGAUGUUGGACUAUGCCGCACCAUAUCAAGGCCAGGGAAGCAACAGGGCCUUAGAGGCAGCCUUCAGCAUAGCAAUGACGUGCAUAGACAACGACUGUCUCAGUCUAAGCCAGAAAAUCAUCGAAGUCGCAGCUGUGCGGUUAGAUAAACUUGAGAGAUAUGAAAGCGAUGUCGAAAAUUCUAAGCUUCAACAAUAUACCAUCGAGUACUACAUGAUUCGUGCCCACUUGGCCUGGCUGCAGGGAAGACUCGACAUCGCAGAACACUUGUUCUCGAAGAUACCAGUAUCUGAUAAUGGCAGGGGUCAAGAACGUGUCAUGGACAUAUGCUAUAAGAUCGGUAACUGUGCGAUUUCACACAAGCAGUAUGAUGUCUCUAUGAAGUGGCUAGAAAGAGCGUUGAGGGCAUUUCGUGCCGGCCUUCAUCUUGAUCCUGAAGAGCACAGUGGCUUCCUUUCUGAAGCUCUGGAUGCAUUGAAAUUCCGUUACGGUGGCAUGUUCCCUGUCCAGGUCAUCCAACUUGAGAUGCUGGACAAGGAAGGAGCAGAUGAGAUUGUCUUUUCGCAAGGUGACUGA